Messenger RNA from Magallana angulata, 954 nucleotides. RefSeq names its product 39S ribosomal protein L24, mitochondrial-like. Gene Ontology annotation, molecular function: RNA binding; structural constituent of ribosome. The record is from RefSeq and is a predicted model, not a curated record. Gene Ontology annotation, cellular component: ribosome; mitochondrion. Bases 140 to 877 code for a protein of 245 amino acids. NCBI's taxonomy places the organism in Eukaryota, Metazoa, Mollusca, Bivalvia, Ostreida, Ostreidae. Gene Ontology annotation, biological process: translation. The transcript has 6 exons.
ACGGUUUUCCUUUUGAAAUUAGUCUGCUUUAUAUGUUUCCUGCAUGUGUUCUUUCUCGCAAAUUUGAUCUGAGUUAUGAUCAUGACUGCACUGAUAGACAAGUAUUGAUUGAUAUUUUUCCAUUACAUAUACAAGAAAAAUGAGGCUUACUUUUAGUCUACUAAGAAGAACAGACUACUGGGACAGGUUCGUACAUCGUCUCGUAAGACGGUCCAUUGGACAACCUAAAUACAGACUCCUGAAAGGAUGGAAGGGAUGGGAGAAGGAUUGGUUCUUUACUAAGUAUGGACCAACAAAUCCUUUGGAGCUGAGAAUAAAUAGCUUAUACUUUGGAAGGAACCGACCUCAGAAAUUGAUUGUACCAUAUUAUGAACCCUACAUCUUUGAAAAAGAUCAGGUUAUGUGUAUGGUUGGAAAAGACAAAGGAAAAAUUGGAACAGUAGCUGUGGUUUAUCGAGAUGCCAAUGAAGUAGUACUGGAAAACCUCAAUGUGACAUAUGAAAUGAUAAAAACAAAUGAUGGAGAGCAAGCUAUUAGCAGACAAGUUCCUCUGAAAAUUCCGGAUGAAGUCAAACUAGUGGAUCCUGCUGACAAGAGAGCAACAGAUAUUAUAUGGCGGUACCUGGAGGAUGGAUCUAGAGUCCGAGUCUCUAAACACACUGGUCGUGUAAUUCCCAUACCUAUAAACGAAGAACAGAAAACCGAAGGGGAUGAGAUCGCAAUAAACUCAUAUGUUGCAAGCAAAACUAAAGAUACGGACAAGAAAGAAGUGAACAGAGUGACAUUUGUUCCCAAAUUAAAAUCAUUUGAACAAGAUAUCAUGGAUCAGAUGGGCAUUAAGGAGGAUCGACAGUACAGGAAGACAUUCUGGUAUUAAGUAAUUUGUACCAAGAAUGGACACAAAAGAAUUGUUGUUUUAAUAUAUGUAGUGUAAAAAUAAAUAAUGAAAAUUAA